ACUGUUGAGUGUUGUGAUCGGUAAAUAUGAUCUCAAUAUGAUUACUAGAAUAUUAAUAAUUUUUAGUACAUUAGGAUUAAGCAGUGCACAGUUGGUACAAUUUGGACAGUGUAAUCCGAAUAUCGCCUUGCAGACGAAUUUUAAUUCUUCACGGUUCCUUGGCACGUGGUAUGGCAUCGCCAGGGCAGAUAAUAACCUACAAAAUGGCGACUGUGCGGUUCUCUCAUUGACUCAAAACAACAAUGUUAUCAAUGUAGCAAACACAGCUGUCAAUAAUAACUUCUAUGAAGAAAUCACCGGCACAGCAACAGUUGAACAGGGCACUGCGAAAUACACGCUCAGACUUAAUGGCGUGCAGAAUCCUGUUGAUUUUUGGAUCCUGACUACGGACUAUGACAAUUUUGCUGUUGGUUACGCAUGUGAAAACAUUGGAAAUGUGCAGCGAAGGGUAUACCUUUGGCAGUUGGGACGGGCGACUUCAUAUCCCACCGAGAUGAUGGAAGCGCUUGUUAACACGACCAUAAACAACCUUCUUGGUAUCGACACUUCGGACUUAACCAGAAUCAACCAUUCGGAAAACGCCUGCUACGUCCUACCAGAAAUCCCAAACAACGAAUCUGUUAUACUUCCCGGACAAUGUAACACAAAUAUGAGUGUUGUUACCAACUUCAACGUCGCUAGGUUUACUGGAGUAUGGCAUCAAAUAUCAAAAUAUUACACAGAAAACGAAGGAGGAUCUUGUACCCGAGCUGAAUACACGUUAUCAGACGGCGGUGUCACCGUUCUCAAUAGUCAAGUGGUCAAUCAAAGAUUACAAACUAUCAGUGGCAGAGCAACUGUAAGCACUACUGAUGGAUCCGCUAAAUUAAUUGUCAACUUAGAAGUAGCACCUAAUAUUUUUUCAACAGCGGAAUUGUGGAUUUUGUCGACUGACUACGAUAAUUAUGCCGUCUCUUACAACUGUGUCAAUCUUGAAAAUAAUCGGAGACGAGUGCGAAGUUGGAUCCUCAGCAGGCAAAGACAAUUAUCAGUAGCAUCACAGCAAGCUGUUAACGAACUGAUUAGAUCUGAAAUUGAUUUGAACACUAGAUUCUAUCAACAAACUGACCAAUCCGAUGCGGCAUGCUUUUACUUCCCCGACCUAGUUGCGGGACAGCCAGUCGUGUUCCCUGGACAAUGUAACAUGAGUAUACCUGCGAUGCCUGCCUUCCAACCUGACAGAUACAUGGGUUUAUGGCAUGAUAUCGAGUCGUAUCCAUCAGUAUUUCAAACCGGAUCUUGUGUGAACGCUCUAUACACAUUGACCGGUGGGAUAGUUCAUGUUUUCAAUACUCAAGUCAUCAACCAGAGAUUGGACAUUAUGGAAGGUGUAGCUGUACUCGCAGCUACUGACGGAACUGCUAAACUCAAAGUUUCAUUCCCAAUCGCCGGCACGAAUCUCACUACCACAACUGAUUACUGGGUUCUUGACACUGAUUAUGUCAGCUAUUCGUUAGUAUAUACUUGCACAAAUAUAGGCAAUGACCAAAGACAAGUAUACGCAUGGAAAUUGAGUAGAACAAAGCAACUGUCUCCAGCUAACAACACUGCGAUGAAUGCAGUUAUAAAUAACGUCCAAGUAUUAGAUCAAAGGUAUUUCGUGGCGAAAGAUCAGAGUCCCGCGGGUUGUUUCUAUUACCCCGAGCCGCAGACUGACGUUCCUGUUCGCUUCCCCGGACAGUGUGACCCAAAUGUUCCUGUCGUGGCAGGAUUUUCAAUGCAGCAGUUCCAAGGUGUAUGGUACGAAGUGGAAGCAUACCCUAAAGAACAGCAGACGGGUCAGUGUGUGAACCACACUUACACCGCUGGCACUGGCAACACAUUGAACCUGGUGUCUUCCAGUGUUACCGAUCAAUUACUCGGACUUACAAAUUCGGUUCUAGCAUUUGAGUCGACAGAUUCAAGCGGUAGAUUAAACUUGAGAAUUCGAACAAAUACUGGAGAGGUCGUUAUUCCAUUCUGGAUUCUCAGUAUAAAUUACAACGACUUCGCUUUAGCGUACAGCUGUAUCAACGAUGGAAGUGACUUCAGAAAAGUUUUCAGCUGGAAGCUUAGCCGUACGAAACAGUUAUCUGCAGCGGCCAACACGGCAAUAAACAAUGUGAUGGCCAACAACGUAGUUCUUGAGAACCGUUACUACCAGAAUAUUGACCAAUCGGCUCGCGCCUGCUUCUAUCUACCUGAUAUACCAUUGGGUCGACCGGUUGUUUUGCCGGGACAAUGUAACAUAACUAUACCCGUCGUGCAAAAUUUCAACGUUGCUCGUUAUUCAGGACGUUGGCGCCUGAUUGAGAGUUAUUUUGCUGAACAACAAUCCGGCACCUGUAACGAUGCUACAUACACAUUGAACAACAACGUGGUUGAAGUUUACAACACUCAAGUGAGAAACCAACAGCUGGACACCAUAAAUGGUACCGCGACGUUGGCGAGCACAGAUGGUAGCGCCAAAUUACUGGUCACCUUCCCUGGAUCAUCAACGCCAGCGGACUACUGGGUUUUAGACACUGACUACGAUUCUUACGCCCUAGUCUAUGGCUGUAGGAAUAUCAGCGCUCAAGAACAAAGAGUUUUUGCCUGGAAACUUAGUCGCACCAGGAAUUUGACACCGGCAGCAAUUAACAACAUCAAUCGUGUAAUCGACACUGUGGAUGUCUUGAACAACCGCUUCUUCGAAAUUAUCGAUCAUUCGGAUUCCGGUUGCUUCUACUAUCCAGAGCCACCAAAUAACGGCUUUGUUACUUUCCGAGGACAAUGUGAUCCAAAUAUAAGAGUCGUGACUGGCUUCGAUGUAGCUAGGUAUUUGAAUUUGUGGCACGACAUCGAAUCCUAUCCUACAUCAUUCCAAGAUGGAACUUGUCCUAACGCCAUCUACGAAUUAGGGGACGGAGUUGUUGAUGUCUAUAAUACUCAAGUUAUAAACCAGACGUUAGAUACCAUCAAGGGUAUAGCGACUUUGACAGAUUCUACUGACGGUAGUGCUAAACUGCUUGUUACAUUCCCAAUUGUUGGAACUAAUCUAAAUAUUACAACAGACUACUGGGUGUUGUCCACGGACUACUCAUCCUACGCUCUGGUUUACAGCUGCACAAAUAUUGAUGAUGAAAGAUUUCAAGUAACAAGUUGGAAGCUCAGCAGAACUAAGCAAUUAACAACUCAGGCUACGACUGCUAUAAACUCAGUAAUGAGUACCAUACCAGUGUUGGACCAACGAUACUUUCAAAUUAGAGACCAGAGUGUAACCGGUUGCUUCUAUUACCCGGAACCUGAACCAAGCAAGCCCGUCGUAUUCCCUGGACAGUGUGACACGACCAUUGCUGCUGUUCCCAACUUCAAUCUGAACUUGUUCCAAGGAACAUGGCAUGAAAUCGAAGCAUAUCCAAAAGACCAACAAACUGGUCAGUGUGUCAAUCACCAGUACACAUUAAAUACCACCGCAAACAGUCUGAAUUUAGCUUCGUUUAACGUUCUCAAUGAAACAUUAAGAACUUCCAACGGAGUGGUUACUAUUAACUCUGUGGACAACAGCGGAAGACUGUUGAUCACUCUAACAGAAGGCAAUGAACGUGUCGUAAUUCCCUUCUGGAUACUGAGCACGGACUACUCUAACUACGCUUUGGCCUACAGCUGCGUCAACCGAGGAUCAGAUUUUAGAGCAGUUUACAGCUGGAAGCUAAGCAGAAGUAAACAGUUGUCUACUGCAGCUAACACGGCAAUCAAUAACGCUAUUGCUAACAUCCAAGUGUUAGACAACAGAUACUAUGAGAGUAUCGACCAAUCGAACAACGCCUGCUUCUACUUGCCAGACAUUGCGCCCGGACAACCUAUAAUCUUACCUGGAGAGUGUGAUCCUAAUAUUAGUGUUGUGCAGAACUUCAAUCCAGCUAGAUACAUGGGCAGAUGGCGUAUGAUCGAGAGCUAUGAAUCUGAUUUCCAAUCGGGUAAUUGUAACGAAGCUAAUUAUCGACUGCUAGAGAACGCUACAGUUGAUGUAAGCAAUACUCAAGUGGUCAACCAAAACCUGCAAGUCAUCAAUGGAUCUGCAGUGCUGGCUACGACUGACGGCAGUGCGAAAUUACUUGUCUCAUUCCCUAACGCUCAAGCUCCUUCUGAAUACUGGAUCCUGGCUACCGACUACGAUAAUUACGCUUUAGUAUACAGCUGCCGUAACCUCAACAAUCAACAGCGAAGAGUAUGGAGUUGGAAGCUCAGUAGAACUAGACAAUUAUCAACAAGCGCUGCUAACAGCAUCAAUCAGGUCAUCGACAGGGUUAACGUGUUGAAUAGUCGCUAUUACCGGUCCAUUCAGCAAUCGGAUGCCGCCUGCUUCUACUAUCCAGUACCAGCGCCAAAUACGCCCGUUAUCUUCAGAGGACAGUGUGACCCCAGUAUACCAGUCGUCACUAACUUUAAUCUUGCACAGUACCUGGGCUUGUGGCAUGACAUUUCAUCGUAUCCUACCGCAUUCCAAUUCGGUACAUGCAGCAAUGCUUUCUACACACUCAACGGCGGCGUAGUAGAUGUCUUCAACACACAAGUUGUGAACCAAACUUUGGACACGAUCAGAGGAGUAGCAACUCUCGUCCCUGACCCCCAGAAUAGCGCUAAAAUUAUAGUCAGCUUCCCUAUCGCUGGAACCAAUCUGACAACAUCAACUGAUUACUGGGUUUUGAGUACUGAUUAUUCUUCUUACGCGUUGGUCUAUUCCUGCAGGAAUAUUGAUAAUGAACGUCGUAGUGUUGGUAGCUGGAAGCUCAGUCGCACCAAGCAGUUAUCACCAGCUGCAAACACCGCUAUCAACAAUGUCAUCAAUACUAUCCCCGUGCUCGACAGCCGCUAUUAUAACGAUGUCAAUCAAAGUAGAGAAGGUUGCUUCUACUACCCUGAACCAGAACCCGGCGUACCUGUAGUAUUCCCUGGUCAAUGCGACAUGAACAUACAAGCCGUUCCCAGCUUUAAUCUUACUCAAUUCACUGGGACUUGGCAUGAAAUUCAAGCGUAUCCAAAAGAUCAACAAACCGGUCAAUGCGUGAACCACCAGUAUACAUCUGCAACCACUGCAACUCUGAACCUUCAAUCGUUUAACGUCCUCAAUGAGACAUUAAGAACUACCUCCAGCGUUGUUUCUGUAACCUCGACAGAUGGUAGCGGCAGAUUAUUGAUCACACUGAGGGAAGGCACCCAAACAAUCCAAAUACCUUUCUGGGUCUUAAGUACGGAUUACAAUAAUUACGCUUUAGCGUACAGCUGUGUUAACAGAGGAAAUGAUUUCCGAGCAGUGUACAGUUGGAAACUCAGUAGAACAAAGCAAUUAUCUGCAGCAGCCAACACAAAUAUCAAUAAUGCUAUUGCCAACAUUCCGGUCUUGGACAACGUUUAUUAUGAAAACAUUGACCAGUCUGACGAGGCUUGCUUCUUCUUGCCUGAAUUAUCUCCCGGUACACCUGUAGAAUUCAUUGGACAAUGUGAUCCUAACAUCACUGUGGUGCAGAACUUUGACCCUGUUAGAUACGCUGGACGUUGGCGUCUUAUUGAAUCCUACCCUUCCAACUUCCAAGGAGGAACAUGUAACGAGGCUACUUACACGCUGUAUCCGAACGGUACAUUUGAAGUAUUCAACGCUCAAGUCAUCAACCAGUCCUUGAACACGAUAACUGGUUCUGCAGUACCAGCGACUACAGAUAAUACAGGAAAAUUGCUUGUUACUUUCCCUAGAAGUUCACGGUCCGCAAACUAUUGGAUUUUGGACACUGAUUACGAUUCAUAUGCGCUGGUUUACAGUUGUCGAAAUAUUGAUUCAGAAAGGCGAAGAGUUUGGAGUUGGAAGCUCAGUCGUACAAACUCAUUGUCGAUGGACGCUCAAAGGAAAAUCAACAAUACUGUUAACAGUGUCAACGUGCUCAAUGAGCGCUACUACCAGAAAAUCGAUCGCACUGACAACAGCUGCUUCUACUACCCAACUCCUGACGGCACUCCUGUCGUCUUCCGCGGCCAGUGUAACGAAAGUAUCGCUGUCAUGCGCAAUUUCAACCUUAAUGCGUACAUGGGUCUUUGGUACGACAUCGAGAGCUAUCCUCAAGCGUUCCAAGAUGGUACCUGCGCUACCGCAUUAUAUAACCUCACCGCGAACGGCGUUGAUGUUUUCAAUACACAAGUCAUCAACCAGCAACUCGACACCAUAAAUGCUAAUGCUGUACCCGCUUCCACCGACGGCUCAGCCAAAUUCAUCGUCACAUUCCCCAUUGCCGGCACCAACGCUACUAUCAGCACUCCAUACUGGGUAUUAACAACUGACUACACCAAUUAUGCUUUGGUAUACUCUUGUUCCAACAUCAACAAUGAAUCCCGUAGUGUUACAAGCUGGAAGCUGAGCAGACAGAAAAACCUAACAGCUGCAGCGCAACAGGCCAUCAAUAACGUCAUCGCAACUGUACCAGUACUACGGAAUGAUUACUAUGUCCCACGAGGUCACACUGAUGAGGAUUGCUUCUACUACCCCGACAACAACGGCGGACCUGUCAUACUGAACGGUGUCUGUGAGGAACAGAACGCCGUUACUGGUUUCAACUUUAACGCUUUCGGAGGUACAUGGUACGAAGCUUCAAGGUUCCCAUCGGAACUGCAAAGAGGAGAGUGUGCCGCAAAGACGAUCAGUAGCAGUCAAAAUACUGUGAUGAUUAGUGAAUCUUACGUUGAUAACGAAAGGCUGAACACAAUCAAUGUUACAGCUACAAUAGGAACUGAUGGCAGGGGUAUUCUAAAUACUACACUCACCGAUGUUACAGGAGUUUCCUUCAAUGCUACUAUCUACGUCCUGGCGACUGACUACACUGACUACGCUUUGCUAUUCAGCUGUAGGAACCUCGGCAAUCAAUCUAAGCAAAUAUACAGUUGGAAACUUAGCAGAUCUCAGACAGGACUUUCUCAAUCGGCCAACAAUACUAUAAAUCAAGUUGUGUCUAAUACAACGGAUCUCUUCGAGAAAUACUAUGAGAGAAGCGACCAGAGUAACGCAGCAUGUUUCCAUUAUCCGGUGUUUGACGAGAUGCCAGCAUCUAUAACAUUGCCUGGACCUUGCGACCAAAGUAUUCGAGCUAAAGCCAACUUUAGUAUAGCAGGCUUCGCGGGAAGAUGGAUCGAGAUCGCUCGUUACCCACAAGUAUUUCAACGUGGUCAGUGCAACCGACCGCUCUACAAUCUCAUUGGCAAUACUUAUGAGGUCACCAAUACACAAGUACUCAACCAAACACUAGACAGCAUCGUUGGCGAGGCUUUUGUAUCCUCAAAUGACGGAAGCGGACUAGUUAAUGUUACAUUCAGGUUCUCUAAUGGUGGUGUAAAUGUUGCGACCCUUUACAUUCUGGAAACCGAUUACACCAACUACGCUCUGCUUUACAGUUGUCGAAACAUUGCUGAUAACAGCAGACAAGUCAGCAGUUGGAAGCUUAGCCGAACUACAACUCUAAGUAACCAAGCAAAUAACGUAAUAAAUAAUAUAAUUAAUAAUACAGAAGGUCUAUUGAAUGAUUAUUACAUGACAACUGAUCAAAGUGAAGAGGCUUGCUUCUACAUACCCGAAGUGUCUCCUGAUAAAGCUCCGACAUUCAGAGGACAAUGUGAAGAUAUUACUGGUGUUCAAGGAUUUGAUAUACAAAGGUAUUUGGGCUGGUGGCAUGAGAUCGAACGUUACCCGUCUGAUGACACCCUUGGUGAUUGCAUCAGUUCUGAGUUCCGCACCUCCGGCAACCAGUUCCAAGUCGUCGACACUAAUGUGUUUGGUGACAGCGCUGUAGUUAACACCAGUACAAUCACCGUGACCAAUAACGGUAGACUAAGGAAGACCUUAAGCAAUGGAAGAGUUAUCGAUAUGUGGGUACUUGCUACAGAUUACGAAACAUACUCUCUCCUGUAUUCGUGUGAAAAUAUCAAUCAAGAAUACAGACGUGUGUGGAGUGCCAAACAUAGCAAGACACGACAACUGACCCAAGCGGCUCAGAACGCGAUGGCGCCCAUCAUUGCAAACAACCGCGUCUUGUACCCACAAUUCUAUCUACCAGUGAACCAGAGUGACAGUGCCUGUUUCCACUAUCCUGUGCAGACCGGCCGACAGGUCAUCUUACCUGGUCAAUGUGAUAUGAACAUACCCGCUGUUAUGAACUUUGACCCCGCACAGUACGCUGGUACGUGGUACCAAAUCGAACGGUAUCCACAAUUCCACGAGGUCGGUGGGUGCACUGGCGCUCGUUACACGUUGAACGAGGCCACUGGCGUCGUGACACUCCUCAACUGGGAGGUGGUAGACGGAGUUCUAGACACAAUCGAAGGAACAGCAACUAUCAACUCGACAGAUGGCAGCGCUAGAUUGGUGGUGACAUUGCCAGACAGAUUGAGUGACGACCCAGAAGCAACAGUGACCACAAGACUAUACGUGCUUACCACAGACUACGUGUCCUAUUCCCUAGCGUACAGUUGUGUCAACGUCAAUCAGUUCCAAAGAUCUGUGGGAGUAUGGAAGUUAAGUCGUACAAGGACCAUGCCAGCGGCGGGAGCAACCGCCAUCAAUACUUACAUGGCGACAAGAGAGGAACUCCAUCAACCCUACUUCGUUCAAGUCCAACAGAACGACGAUUGCGAAGAACCUAGCUCGGCUAUCUUAGUCAAAAGCAGUAUUAUUGUGAUGCUUAUUUGCGUGACUCUACAGAUGUUCGUCUAAGUAAUGUUAUAUAACUUGUAUUUUAGGUAGUAAUUUAAUUUAUAUUUGCAAUACUUUUGUAAGAAAAUAAAAAUAUUUUUAUUGAAAAUAUUUAAAUAUUCUUUUUAUAUUUUUUUCUCAUCGACAUUAACUUCUAAAUAGGAGAAAAACUAAAAGGUCUAAGUAGGUGGCACCAGCAUCA
Molecule: messenger RNA, 8930 nt
Organism: Papilio machaon (common yellow swallowtail)
Lineage: Eukaryota; Metazoa; Arthropoda; Insecta; Lepidoptera; Papilionidae
Gene: Chbp
Exons: 49
Coding region: 38-8749 (2903 amino acids)
Biological process (GO): symbiont-mediated perturbation of host defenses
Molecular function (GO): pigment binding
Source: RefSeq, a predicted model, not a curated record